Molecule: messenger RNA, 1141 nt
Organism: Impatiens glandulifera
Lineage: Eukaryota; Viridiplantae; Streptophyta; Magnoliopsida; Ericales; Balsaminaceae
Exons: 7
Coding region: 69-983 (304 amino acids)
Biological process (GO): regulation of DNA-templated transcription; DNA-templated transcription termination
Cellular component (GO): chloroplast
Molecular function (GO): RNA binding
Source: RefSeq, a predicted model, not a curated record
UGAGCAUAUAGUAGGAAACGGUUUUCUCACAAUACUCUUCUUCUUCUUCAAGACUCGAGCAGCUGGUGAUGCUGCGAUUGCAGAGUGCAAUAAUGGAGGCAACAAGCUCUGUUAUCAGCUCUUCUUCAUCUUCUACAUCUUGUUCCAAGCUUCAAUUUCUCUUCAAUCGUCAAAAAUCACUUCACCUUCCUCAGCGCCGACUAGUUUCUAUAUUACUUCCAUACCGUUUGUUCCAGCCAAGGUCCAACUCCGUACUUCGCGUCUCCGCUGUCGCCGUCGGCGAAGUUGUCGAGAAAACUACCGAUUUGGUGGCGUCUCCCGGUGAAAUGCUUCCCAAAGUCGAUAAAAGUGGGAGGUUUUGCAGCCCCAGGGCAGCUAGAGAGCUCGCUUUGACUAUUCUGUACGCUGCUUGUUUAGAAGGUUCUGAUCCUGUUCGGUUAUUUGAGAAACGAUUGAAUGUUAGAAGAGAAACUGGAUAUGAAUUUGAUAAGGCGUUGUUGACUGAAUAUAACCACAUGAGCUUCUCAGAUUCACCUGUCACUACAGAAACAGUUGAAGAAGCUGAUGAGCUAAUCUAUGAAGAUGAUAAAGAGUCUGCCAUUGAAGCAGAGAUACUUUCAGCUCCUCCAAAGUUGGUUUAUAGCAAACUUAUUUUGCGUUUCACAAGGAAACUUUUAGUCGCGGUUGCGGAAUCAUGGAACAAUCAUGCGGUUAUUAUAGACAAAGUUUCCCCUUCAAAUUGGAAGAGUGUGCCAGCAGCAAGAAUCCUGGAGUUUUGUAUUCUUCACUUGGCAAUGUCUGAAAUGGCGAUUGUAGGAACCAGACACCAAAUAGUUAUCAACGAGGCGGUUGAUCUUGCGAAGAGAUUUUGUGAUGGCGGGGCAGCCCGUGUGGUUAACGGUUGUCUAAGGACAUUUGUGAAGGAUCUCGAUGAAAAAGAUAUGCCACGAGAAUUGGAAGGUAAAAGGAAGGUUUUCAGUUGAUUUUUUAGGGUUUAUUAGGUGUUGAGUAAAAGCUUAAUCUUGAAUUUUAUAUGUUGACAUUAUAUUUCUUGAUGGGUGGGGGGAGGAAGCUGUUUGUAUCAAUUUAUAUACUUAUCAGUAAGUUGUUUAUUUUAUCUAAUGUGUUAUUAUUAUGUGUU